This is a messenger RNA of Coffea arabica (coffee), 410 nucleotides long. The record is from RefSeq and is a predicted model, not a curated record. Lineage: Eukaryota; Viridiplantae; Streptophyta; Magnoliopsida; Gentianales; Rubiaceae.
AUGUACUUUGAUAAUGUCUACAAAUUGCAUGGGUUACCCCUGAGCAUUGUGUCAGACAGGGAUAGGCUGUUUACUAGCAUGUUCUGGAAGGAAUUAUUUGGGAAGCUAGGUACUGAGCUGCACUACUCCACUGCCUACCACCCUCAGACAGAUGGGCAGACAGAGAGGCUGAAUAGUAAACAAGAGACGUCAGACUGGGGUCCAAUAUUUGUGGCAGUGGUACUGUUCGUUCUAUUAUCACCGGGGCUGCUAUUUCAAAUUCCCGGCCACCACAGGUGCGUGGAAUUCGCCAAUCUUCAGACCAGUGGCGCUGCCAUAAUGGUGCAUUCCCUGCUCUACUUUGCUCUCAUUUCUGUCUUCUUACUGGCCAUCAAGCUCCAUUUGUACCUGGGGUAGAGUCUCAGAGACGA